UUCUGGUUUUUGUGUGUGUUCAAUUUCGUAAAAUGCCACAGAGAUAGGGUUUGUAUUUUGAAGUACUGAAUUUCAGAACUUUCCGACCCAAAAAAAAGUUCAGAAGUUCAGACGGUUGUUGGUACCGAAACUUGACCGGUACUUAACAUCUGUAGGCAUGACCACUUUCUCGUAGUAUGCUUACUAUUCCAGUCAAGUAAGGAAGAACUGAGACUCUUACGUAAGGAAAAUAUGGAGUGCAAUAAAGAUGAUGCAGUCAGGGCUAAGGCACUUGCUGAGAGGAAGUUUAUAGAAAAAAAUUAUGCUAUUUCCAAGAAGUUUGCCUUGAAGGCUCAAAAUUUAUAUCCUGAGCUUGAGGGUCUCUCCCAAAUGUUGACAAUACUGGAUGUUUACGUCGCUGCAGAGAAUAAAAUUAAUGGGGAAGUGGAUUGGUAUGGAAUACUUAGUGUUACUCCUUUUGCGGAUUAUGAGAUGAUUAGGAAACAGUAUAGGAAAUUGGCUCUCAUGCUUCAUCCUGAUAAAAACAAGUCUCUUGGUGCAGAAGGCGCAUUUAAGUUGGUUUCAGAGGCGUGGAGUUUUUUAUCAGACGAGUCUAAGAGACUAGCAUAUAACCACAAGAGAGGUUUUCAACAUGAAGUUCUAUCCCGUAAUAGGGGUCCUUCAGUGCAACCCAGUGCAAAUACCUGUCAAAAUGUUAUGAAUAGUGCCGCCUCAAAUGCUAGGGCGCAGCGUGGUCCUACCCUGUCACCUUCAUAUGGAAACACCGCUACUUUUUGGACUUUUUGCAAUCGGUGCCAAACACAUUAUCAGUAUCUCAGGAUUUAUCUAAAUCACAUUCUAGUCUGCCCUAAUUGUCAGAAGACUUUCAUGGCUAUAGAACAAGCUCCACCUCCGAGUGUCUUUAAGUCAUCCAGUACCUCUUCUUCCCAGCAGCAUCAGAAUUCAAGACACCAUGCAGCUGGUGGUAACUCAUUCAGUUCUGGAAGAAACUGCACUGUACCUCAAAAUUUGGGAGCGGGGAAUUCUUUAGGUCCUAAUUCGUUCAAUAAGACAAACUUCAAACAGGGCUUUUUCUCCAAAAUGAAUGGUGUUGGUAGCCCGGUUGCAUCAGGUCAAGCUGCUGCUCCAGCUGUGACUGCGGCCCAACAGGCUAGUGAGAAAAUGAAGAGAGACCGAGAGCGGAGACAAUCAAUCGCUGAAUGGGAGAGGAGUAAAAAUUUGAUGGGAAAUCCUUCUUUGAAAAAGAAAAGAACGGAUGAUAAACAUUUGAAUGGAUAUCAAGGAGGCAUGGCUAAUCAAAUGUCCAAGGGAAGUGAUGGUGCUGACUUGGGAGGUGUAUCUGAAUUAAGUACAGGUAAUGUUGGAACAAAAAGAAUUUAUGGUUUAUCUAGUACAUACGAUAGGCCUAAUGUCGCAAGAGAGUUGCCAUAUCCUGAAAUGAAAAAAAUUCUGAUUUGGAAGGCACGAACUGAAAUUUGCAAGAUGCUCAACAGGCAGAGCUCAGCAACUAAAGCAGAGAAGGUGAAAGUAAAUAAGAAACAGAAGACUGUGGUAAAUGUUGACACAGCAAACAAGAGUGGUACUGGUGAAGAGGCCACGCCACCAGUGUCAAUCAAAGUGCCAGAUCCUGAUUUUCAUAAUUUUGACUUGGAUCGAACUGAAAGGUCCUUUGGAGAUGACCAAGUCUGGGCUGCAUAUGAUGAUGAUGGGAUGCCUCGUUAUUAUGCUCGGAUUCACAAGGUGAUUUCCUUGAAGCCAUUUAAGAUGCGGAUUAGUUGGCUCAACUCAAGAAGCAACAGUGAAUUGGGUCCGAUGGACUGGGUGGGUUCUGGUUUUACUAAAACCUGCGGGGAUUUCAGGGCUGGCAGACAUGAAAUUUAUGACACUUUAAAUUCUUUCUCAAACAAGGUUAGUUGGACAAAAAGCACACGAGGAGUGAUUCGCAUAUUUCCUACGAGGAGUGAAGUUUGGGCACUAUAUACAAAUUGGUCGCCGGAUUGGAAUCAGCACACCCCUGAUGCAGUGAUACACAAAUAUGACAUGGUGGAAGUACUGGAUGAUUUUGCUGAGGAACGCGGUGUGUGUGUUGUUCCUCUAUGUAAGGUUGCUGGUUUUAAAACAGUGUUCCGUAAGCACAUGGACCCCAAGGAAGUGAGGUGGAUUCCUAAAGAAGAGAUGUUCCGUUUCUCUCAUCAGGUCCCUAGUCAUUUGCUUACAGGUGAAGAAGCACCCAAUGCUCCAAAGGGUUGUUGGGAAUUGGAUCCAGCAGCUACCCCGUCUGAACUCCUUCAGGUGAUAACAGAAGCUGAUGAGGCACCAAUGGCAGAGAAUGGUGGGAAAACAAAGGGAGGGAUAUUUCAAAGUGCCUCAGCAAGAGAAGUAGAUGGAGGGAUGGAGAAAGAAAUGUUUCAGGAAGUGGUGCAUACCAAGUUAGCCAAGGAAACUAAUGCUAUAACCCACCAGUAAAUUGUGGAAUACCCCAUCAUCCAGAUAGGUUGUGCAUUAUGUUUUGCUAACCCUUUUUGUUUUUGCUAAGCCUGUUGCAAGUGUACAUGCUUUGUAGCAAUUGUCUAGCAGGUGAUACCAGAGUUUUUUGGGAUUUUGUGGAAAGUGAAGAAGGUUCGUGGGUCUCAGGACAGUUAAACUUUUGUAUACUCAUGACUGGUCUCGCUGAAGAUCAGUUUUAUAAUAUAGCUUUUGAAAAAUGAAGGGAAUGUUCAUGGUUCUUCCUUGGCAUCAUGUGGAUGGAUGGUUCAACAGUUACAUAUUUCAUUCUAGAGUAACAUUUACUACAUGUUUAGUUUUGUGAUCCUACACUAGUUAUGAUUUGGCAAAGAGGAUAAUUUCAU
Molecule: messenger RNA, 2849 nt
Organism: Prunus mume (Japanese apricot)
Lineage: Eukaryota; Viridiplantae; Streptophyta; Magnoliopsida; Rosales; Rosaceae
Source: RefSeq, a predicted model, not a curated record